CUAGCAGACACAGAAUCGAGGCGCAAAAUGGCUGCCCGGAACUGAGCCGAAUCUGCUGAUCCUGGUGAUUACUUUAUCCCUAAGUUUUUUGAAAGCCACCACAAAUCUGGGAGCAAUACUAAUCUUCUUUCAAGCACCUUAAAGCUACACUACAAAGUCCUAUUGCCAUUUUGACACAAUUUCUGGGAGAGGUAAUACAGAUACAUGUGUUUUCAUGAAGAGAGGGGACAAGCCAGAAGGACACAGGCAAAUGAGGCCCAAAACCUUCCCGGCCAGCAACUACCCAGGCAACAGCAGGCAAAUGUUGCUAGAAAUACGGGAAAGCCUCCGUCACUUGCCAAAACCAUCUGAUGUUUCCAAAAUGGAGGAUCCCAGGCAGGGUCGCAAUCCUCCCAAGUUUGGCACCUACCAUAAAGCUCUGGCUGAGAUCCGCAACUCACUGCAACCAUUUGCAAAUGCAACUGGGUCUUCUACCAGAAGUGGUACAGAAGUCAACAGACAAAUGCUUUAUGACUUGCAAGCUGCUGGAUUUAAUGAGGACAUGGUUGUUAAAGCCCUUCAACAAACAAAUAGCCGCAGCAUAGAAGCUGCAAUUGAGUACAUCAGCAGGAUGAACUAUCAGGAGCCAUACCGAGAGCCACUCAUUGCUGCAGCUGCUAGAACACACAAUCUUGUAAUGAAGCCCACAGGUGGUGUUCAACAUUCAGUGAAUCGUAGGCAAAGUUGGAAGGGUUCAAAAGAGUCGCUAGUCCCACAGAGGCACAUCUCUCCCUUAUCUGACAGUGUUGUUUAUGGAUCUGAAAAUCCACCCACACAAGCUGAGAUGGGUAGACCCUUGUCAGGAUCUGGUUUUACUCAAUCACUUUCUGUAAAUGGCCAGAGGGUGAAUCCACCACCACCACCACAAGUGAGAAGUGUUACUCCACCACCACCCCCUCCACCCAGGGGACAGACACCGCCCCCAAGGGGCACAACUCCACCGCCUCCUUCAUGGGAUCCCAAUUCUCAAAAUAAACGAUUUUCUGGUAACAUGGAUUUUAUAAUUUCUCGCAUUUCCCCUGUUCCACCAGCAGGUUGGCAGGAAACAUAUCAGUCUGCUUCCAUGAACUCCACACAAAUGAUGCACACACCGUCUCCAGGUCAGAGGGCUAUGAACCCUGUGCCUGUUGGAAGGCAGCCCAUAAUUAUGCAGUCAUCCAGUAACAGUAAAUUUGGCUACUCUGUAAGGUCUGGAAUGCACAAUGGCAACGGACAGGCUGAGUUUAUAAGUCAACAAGGAGGUGGCAAUGUAGGAGGCCGUCAACCACCACCUUAUCCUAUGUCAAAUGGUCCAAGCACUGCUCCCUCACCUUCUGUUUAUAACAAUGGUAACCUGCCCCCAUCCAUGUUGGUUCCAAAUCGAAAUAGCCACAACAUGGAACUAUAUAACUUAGGCAUUCCAAGUCAUCCCACUUCUUGGCCCCAGUCCUCCUCUACCCAUUCACCACCUGGAAGUGGGCAUGAAAUUGCAUCUUGGCAACCAAAUAUCCCUGUUCGAUCCAAUUCUUUCAAUAAUCCUUUAGCAAGUCGACAGGUACAUCCUGCUAAUAGUCAGUCAUCUGCCACUACUGUGACUGCAAUCACUCCAGCCCCUAUUCAGCAACCCGUAAAAAGCAUUAGGGUGUUGAAACCAGAACUUCAGACAGCAUUGGCACCAGCCCAUCCAUCUUGGAUGGCACAAAAUGUACAACCAGGACAUAUUCCAGAAGUAGUAUCACAUGGCAACGCAUUCCAGUCACCACAGGCUGAGGUACCAAAUUAUCAGGGGCCACCACCUCCAUAUCCAAAGCACUUAAUACAGCCAAACACUACUUUUUAUGAUACAGGACUUAAACCAAAUAAAGAAGAACCACAGACUGCAUCCCCAAAUAUACAAGAAGAAGUGGAGAGGGGUGCAGAAGCUGCUGUGGAUACGGUAGAGAAGGAAAAGAAGCAGAUAACCACUUCACCUGUACCAGUCAGAAGGAGCAAACGUGAUGAAGAGAGAAGGGAAUCUCAAAUUCAGAGUUACUCACCCCAGGCAUUUAAAUUCUUCAUGGAGCAACAUGUAGAAAAUAUCUUAAAAUCCCACCAUCAGCGGCUGCACAGAAAGAAACAGCUGGAGAACGAGAUGAUGCGGGUGGGCUUAUCACCUGAUGCCCAGGACCAAAUGAGAAAAAUGCUGAGUCAGAAGGAGUCAAAUUACAUACGUCUUAAAAGAGCUAAGAUGGACAAAUCAAUGUUUGUUAAGAUCAAGACACUUGGCAUUGGAGCAUUUGGGGAGGUAUGUCUGGCAAGGAAGACAGACACCAAUGCUCUUUAUGCCAUGAAAACGUUGAGGAAGAAAGAUGUUCUAUUGCGCAACCAAGUGGCACAUGUCAAAGCUGAGCGUGAUAUCUUGGCAGAGGCAGACAAUGAAUGGGUUGUAAGACUCUACUAUUCUUUCCAAGACAAGGACAAUCUUUAUUUUGUUAUGGAUUAUAUUCCUGGUGGAGACAUGAUGAGUCUACUUAUUCGCAUGGGAGUGUUUCCAGAGGAUCUGGCCCGGUUUUACAUUGCUGAACUGACAUGUGCUGUUGAAAGUGUCCACAAGAUGGACUUUAUCCAUCGUGACAUUAAACCAGACAACAUCCUUAUUGACCGUGAUGGCCACAUCAAGCUGACCGAUUUUGGACUCUGUACUGGUUUUCGAUGGACACAUGAUUCAAAGUAUUACCAAAGUGGUGACCAUUUAAGACAGGAUAGCAUGGAUUUUAGCAAUGAAUGGGGAGAUCCGGAAAACUGCAGAUGUGGGGAUAGACUUAAGCCUCUUGAGUGGCGAGCAGCCCGACAGCACCAGCGUUGCCUGGCUCAUUCUUUGGUUGGAACUCCUAACUACAUAGCACCAGAGGUGCUCUUACGUACAGGUUAUACACAGCUCUGUGAUUGGUGGAGUGUGGGAGUUAUCCUCUAUGAAAUGCUUGUUGGUCAGCCUCCUUUUUUGGCACAGUCUCCUUUGGAAACCCAAAUGAAAGUGAUCAAGUGGCAAACAACACUUCACAUUCCUCCUCAGGCUAAGCUUUCACCAGAAGCUUCUGAUUUAAUUGUCAAGCUGUGCCGUGGUCCUGAAGAUCGCUUAGGCAAAAAUGGAGUUGAUGACAUAAAAGCCCACCCUUUCUUUAAAAACAUUGAUUUUUCUAGUGACUUACGUCAACAGACAGCCUUGUACAUACCCAAAAUCACUCACCCUACAGACACUUCUAACUUUGAUCCUGUGGAUCCAGAUAAACUGUGGAAUGACGAGGAUAAGGAUGGUAAUAAGAAUGACACCUUGAAUGGGUGGUACAAAAAUGGCAAGCACCCCGACCAUGCCUUCUAUGAAUUUACUUUCAGGAGAUUCUUUGAUGACAAUGGGCAUCCAUACAAUUAUCCUAAGCCAAUUGAAUAUGACUAUGAUGAUACCCUGGAUGUUGGACAGCAGCAGUCUGAUGUAGAGGAAAGUGCACAAGCUGGGAAGAAACCCCCAAAUCGGGACUUGGUAUAUGUAUAAAGAAAAUAUGUGGGGAAAAUUGUUUAUCUGCUUAGAGAAUGAGGUGAUUAUUGGCCACAGGUUGAAUGGAUACAGUUUUCAUAUAGUAGAGUUUGAUCAAACAUUCUUGAUUUCACAGAAAUAAAAAAUAAAAAAAACACUGUAGUGAUUAGGCAAUGAAAUGAAAGCUUAGAAGGGCCAUUAAAUAAAGUAGUGGCAUUUGUUUUAGGUAUUUCAUAUCAUAUAAAUCCAGACGAAAACAACUUUGUUCCAGGCUGUUAAAGCACCUUUUGGUUGUGCUUUCCAGUUCCUAUGUUGUACUUUAUAUAAUUUUGUUGAAAGCAUUGCUUGCUGAUGAAAUGGGCAUCUUUUAAGUAAACUUUUAUCUAUAGCAACAUUAUGCAAGCUGGUUUUGUGUGGAAUGUCACACAAUAUGUAACUUAUAUUUACAGCUUGUUAUACCAUUUAUUCUGUUUUUGAUUAGGUUGCACACUAAAUGUCACCACCUAUUCCAUUGCACUCUUAUGAGUGCUGCUGGGUAAUAUAACUGGUUACAAAUAAUUCAUUUUGUUAA
Molecule: messenger RNA, 4100 nt
Organism: Pelobates fuscus (common spadefoot toad)
Lineage: Eukaryota; Metazoa; Chordata; Amphibia; Anura; Pelobatidae
Gene: LATS1
Product: large tumor suppressor kinase 1
Exons: 8
Coding region: 215-3547 (1110 amino acids)
Biological process (GO): peptidyl-serine phosphorylation; G1/S transition of mitotic cell cycle; hippo signaling
Molecular function (GO): ATP binding; protein binding; protein serine/threonine kinase activity
Source: RefSeq, a predicted model, not a curated record